Messenger RNA from Soboliphyme baturini, 726 nucleotides. Lineage: Eukaryota; Metazoa; Nematoda; Enoplea; Dioctophymatida; Soboliphymatidae. The record is from the annotation of a GenBank genome assembly.
AUGAAAACACCUGCAGACCUUUGGAAUCUCCAGGAUUUUGGAAAUCCUGUAGUGGAUAUUGGCCAUGUGGCCACUUUGAUAGUGUUAAUUGUUUAUACUUCACCCCGCGACGAUAGCGCCAAAAGUGUUAAAACACUGCUUUCGCAUUCCGUCUAUCGCGGCAAGGUGCGUUUCAUACGGGCGAAUCGCGGCCAUACGGAUACCUGCUGUCAGGUUGGAUGUCGAAUCUGUCGAAGAGUGAGCGACAAAGACGAGGAUGUGGCAGCGAGGGUGGCAGCGAGGGUGGCAGCGAUGCCAAACGACGUGAGUGAAGCGCAGGAUGAGAUGACAAAGCUCUUGAACCACCAACUUAAAAUGGUCACCGGGGACUUCUUGCAUAUCGCAGGAGUCAUCACGCCAAGUAUGUGCAGUGUGGCGCCUCACGGCUUCAGUCCAACGUGUCACCUCGGUGACGGCGUCAUGCAUCUGUUGUUGGUGCCUGGCAUCAGUCGUCGUCAAAACGCUAGUCUGUUGUUGAGGAUGAUCACCGGCGAUCGCACCGUGUGCACAACUCCGUACGUUCAGUUGUAUCGCUCGACGGAAUUCUCUUUCACGCCGCAGUGUCAGGCGACUGUCGGAGACAGUGAUCUGCAAGAACCGCCGCCAACAACUGCCGCCUGUUUUGGUACCUGGAAUGUUGACGGCGAGAUAAUGCCCCAGAAAAAUUUGACGACAUAUUUCAAGUAA